ACAGGCGACCUCCACUCCAUCGUACAGCCUGCUUCAAUUGUCGAGCGUCCAGACAAAAAUGUGAUCGACAAAGUCCAUGGUAUGUAUAGUUCAUUGAUACCACUACAAGAGACCAACUGUGACCUUAUAGUGUGCGAUGUGUCUCUCAGCAACGGCGAUGUGAGUAUCCUCAAAUUUCUAAUCGAGGCCGCAAACAAGGAAGUGUCAAAUACUGUUGAAAAACUCCUGCAGCGUAUCAAAGAUAGUCCAGUCGGUGAAGAAGUGAUUGCUGCAAUCCUUGCUUCGUCUCGAAAUCUACAAGCUUCGGAUCCUGCUUCGAAUCCUGCUUCGAAUACAAUUAGUGGACGAGAUUCGAUGGAACAUACUCCCGAAGCCAGAGCUGUGUCUGCGGCAUACCCUUCUUCGAGAUCUGAAGAACUUUUGGCAGAACACAAACGCACGAAUGGUGAUGCUGGGAGCUCAUUGGUCUCACCUCUACAUAUCCUCGCUGACGCCGUGGAAACCGAAAGGCUGGCAUCUCUGAAUAUCCUCGAUUCCACUCCAAGUUUGGAUCAACCUGAAGAUCCUCUGCUGAACGAACCAAUUAAUGCAUGGCUUUCUCGGCAGUCCACUGAGAGCUCUUUGGCUCAGAAAGACUGGCAAAUCUUGGCUUCACAGCCUCUCAAUGCUCCCUUGAGGCUUACUUCUUUGACCUGCGACCCCAUCAGUUCGCGCAUUAUUGAUGACACCGAUGCCGAGAGAUACUUCGACCUAGACCGAAUGUUGUAUCCUUCUCUUCUAGCUCUGGCCGAGUGUAACAUCAAAUGGUCAAUAGCAUUAUCUGUAAAAUCAGUGGAGACUAUUCAGGCCAUCUUCACCAUGGAAUACUGGUCGCCAAUUCAUGAAACACAAAAGGAUGAUCCAUAUUGGUUGCACAUAACGAGAGAGCUGGGCCUCAAUAAAGCCAAGGCUGUAACAGAUCUGGUCUCGACAUACACCUCUACCACGGCUAGCUCGGACUUCAAAGAACGGUUUCGUCGUAACAUCGAGAGAACUUGGCUUGCUGCAUUCUUUGCAGAAAAGAGCUUCGGCAUUGUCACUGGACGUGUGAUGAAUGUUGGUCGAUCAGAAAUCUCAGAAUCGAUAUCUGACUGGUGGAAGAAGCCAAUGGCGUGUCCCUUCGAUCGCAUUAUUAGUGGUGUUGUAGAGAUGCGUAUCCUACUUCGGGAACACAUGACCAAGACAGAAGAAUCAAUAGAAGAUUGGCAAGCCAGAGGCUUCGACGCCCUGCAAGCUCUCCGUGAGAAGCGAUGCACUCCUAACGGCUCACAAGAAGACUCUGCAUCAGCAGAAUAUCUACCUAUACUCGCUUACUAUAUGGACCAUAGCAUCUUGGUCUUAAACGCUAACGCUCUGAGAGACUUCGUUGCUGCCAAUGCAUUGGAGUGUCUAGCCAACCCCUGCAAGAUCUCUCGCCAAACCGUCGACGUUGCGUGCAGGUCUUUGACACUCGUACUUUCUGAUCCGGUUCUGCUAAAGCAUAUGUAUGGUACUCACAACAACCAACUUAUCAUGAUCUGCCAUGCAUCCAGCGAGAUACUGUUUAGAGCUGCUGAAAAGGUUUGCGCAGUGACCAGACACAUGGAAGCAAUCGCGCGCGGUCUACCAAGUACCUCUGCGGCCUCUCUUUACACUACGCUCUCGAACAUUUUCUCGCAGCAGCUCGACAAGUACAUUUCGACUAGUCAGGCUAGUUCUGAAGUUAUGCAAGAGUCGAUACCGACUGACUGGUGGAAUGCGCUUGGUGGAGACAUGCUUGUUGACAUGAACGACCUCUUCCCUGAGCAGUUGUUCCCAGAGUUGGCUGGACAUGGUAAUUCGUACGCGAUGCCUAAUUGA
This is a messenger RNA of Aureobasidium musti, 1878 nucleotides long. Lineage: Eukaryota; Fungi; Ascomycota; Dothideomycetes; Dothideales; Saccotheciaceae. The record is from the annotation of a GenBank genome assembly.